CCGGAUAUCCUUCCGAGAGCCGUGACCCUGCAACGCCAAGGGGGCCAGGCUGGCUGGAGCUUUCUCGGCCUGUGUGUAUGUGUGGAUUUGCGUGUCCCCAUAUGCCAAUGUGGAUGGCGUGGACACUUGGCGGAAUGUGGCGAAACCAGCCGGCCCCUGCUCCGCCAUAACCCACAGCCCACGCCAGGCCCUUGCCCUGGCGAAAGGCGGGGGAGCCCGUGCGGGAAGCCCGGUUCCCCUGGGCCUGUGCUUGCUGGCCCGGGAUUGCCGGCCUACCAGCGGGCACCCGCUCCAUUCACUGAGCAUUGGCGUGUCACAUCGGCCGAGGCCCGGCCCAGGCCCUUUGUGCCGCUCCUGCCAUGCCGGCCGGGGAGCCCCUUGCCCGACUGGGAAAAGGAGGCGAGGCCAAGUGCCAGUGGGCGGCGCAGGGCACGGAGCCAGUGUCGCGCUUGGGGAGGGGCGUAGCAGGGCCACAACCGAAGGAGCAGCAGGGUGAUGGCGGCCACCGUGGGUGGCGCGCACUCGCCAGCAGUGGCCUUUGCGCCGGCCGGUGGAAGGUCGGACACGCGUGCUCGCAGAGGUGGCUGUUUUUGGAACCGGAGGGGAGGGACACUGGCUGCCUGCCGAUGGGGCCAUCCCACUUAUGCCGGAGCAUGCAGCUCGCAUGGGUGAAAACCGGGGGAAGCGUCAGUCCCGGGGCAGGG
Fonticula alba is the source of this 704-nucleotide messenger RNA. RefSeq lists its product as hypothetical. The record is from RefSeq and is a predicted model, not a curated record. The transcript has a single exon. Lineage: Eukaryota; Rotosphaerida; Fonticulaceae. The annotation marks the transcript as partial.